AUGGAUCCAGCUUCAGAUGGGAAUAAGGAUGACUCCUUAUUUGCUGAAUUAGGAGGGGCCAAAAAAGGGCCAGAGAGGAGCAUGUUUCAGCUGGAAAGUCUGAAGCAGGAAUAUGAGGCCCAGCUGGAUCACCUUCGAGAGCAGUUAGCAACAGAACGAAAGAAACAUGAUCGUGAGGAGACGGACCAGCACAUGCCGAAAGCAUCCUACAAAGAGACCACUGACCACUUGCGACAAGGCCUCGGUAGUGACCAACAAGCUGAGCUUGACCAUGCCAUACAGUCCAUUGAGGACAUGCACAAGAAGGAGAUGGACAUUGCCCACCAGCAACAUGUGGACGAUAUCAACCUACAGGUGAAAGCAAUGCGCCUGACCUUAGAACAGAUCUAUACAAGCCAAUUAGACCUGGUGAGGGCAGAUCUGGAAAACCAGCAUAGCCAAUCAAUGGACACUUUACGAGAGAAUCUUACUAAGGAACAUAAGUCAGAAAUCAAUCGUCUGGAAGCUGAUUGGUCAGCUCAAAUGGCAGAGCUGGAGGAGGAGCAUUCAGAAGAACUUAACAGGUCUCUACUAGAGGAUGCUGUAGGUUCGGAACAAUCCAAGGCCACAUACAUCCAAAGCCUGAACCAGAAACUCGCCAAUGAACACCGCAAACUUCUUGAGAAAAUUUCGGAGGAUCUGGGAAAAGGUGCAAACUUUAGAAAGCACACUCCAAAGAAGAAACGGAAGCCAGGAGACAUAACUACCGAAUCAGAAGAUGGGGAUACGGAAACAGAGAGUAUCCAUUCCAUGCCUGUUACUGGGGAGGAAUACCAACAAGUGGAAGAGCGAGAAAAAUUGCUUGAUAGGGUGGAAGAUGUACGUGAGACUUUGGAGGCACAGCGAGAGGAGAUUGCCACACUCCGUGCUGCGAUGCUCACAGAGUACGAACAGCUCUUGGCUCUCCGUACAGAAAGUAUGGCAUCUCACACACAGGAAGUGGAGAAAAUGCAGCAUGAUAUGGAGGACCUCCAGAAGACUUAUGAGGAAAAAAUUCAGGAAUUCCAGGCCAAGGUUGAAUCCAAAACAGGUGAAGCUCUGCGAUUAACUGUCACAGAACAACACAACAAGGAAUUAGAAAUCCUCCAAUCUGUCUACGAACAAAAGCUUCUUGAUCUUCAGGAAAAUUUUGCCAAAGAAAGAGUACAGCACCAAGAACAGAUUGACCAUCUCAUGUCUCUUCAACAGGAAGUUUCUUCUGCACAUGCUCAACAGGAAGCUGAACCUACAGUGACCUCAAGUGAUGAAAAUGUCAAACCUGAUAAAGAAUCCUCUAGUCUUCCAGCUGUAGAACUUGUGAGUGAACUUGAAUCGAAAUUAGCAGAGAAGGACUCAACUAUUGAGAAACUAACUAGUCAAAUUACUGAAAUGAAGGAAAAUUAUGAAAUGAGAGAUACAGGUCUAUCAAAUAUUGAAAAAGAAUUAACUGAUAAGUGCAAAGAACUAGAGGAAAUGAAGAAGGUUCUGGUGGAAAAAGACAACAAAAUCAUUCACUUGAAAAAAGAGAAAUGCGAAGUUGAGGAAAAAUGUGCUAAAGAUAUGCAAGAAUCAGAGAAAAAAUAUUCAAGUGAGAUUGAUGAAAUAACAUCAAGGCUGAUCGAUAUUCAAGCAGAAUUGGAUGCUUCACGUGAGCAGGAACGUAUGCUUGAGGAACAGUAUGAAGAACUACAACAUCAACACGUUCUGGCACUUGAGGGUGCUCAUGAAGAUUUUAACCAUGAAAAGCAUGUAGAGGUGGGCUCACUUCAGUCAGAAUUCCAAGUUCAGUUAGAGAUUGAACUGAAAAGACAAGCAGCAGAUCUAGCAAUUGAUCAUGAAGAAAAGCUCAAGGAAAUUGCCAAAAGUUAUGAGGAAAAAAUUCAGCAACUUAAAACAGAUUUUGAUGAAAAAUUGGUUGACAUUACAACUCGAGCAUCUGAUGCAUCACCAGAUGUAGAAGAUAAAGACACGGACACAGAAAAGUCAACCAUUUUGUCACAAGAAGUUCAGUCGGAUGUUGUUGAUUCUCGUAAUGACGAGGAUGCAGCAAGUUCAAAAGCAAGUACUGUUAUUGAAGUUUCAAGUGACAAAAUGUUGUCGCGUAGACAAGGAUCUGAUAAUUCUAUGGAAAGUGAUCAGGAAUCAGAAAUAGCUACUCCAAGAGGAGGUAAAAUUUCACCAGAGGUGGGCAGUGCAAUGUCAUACGAGACCGAGGAGGAAUCACUUUCUCAGGAUAUUACGCCAGGAAGUGACGAAGCAGACACUACACAAGACACCACACAGGAUACAGACUCAGAAACAGUGUCCGGGCUUUUCAAGGAAAUUUCAAAGGCAAAAGAGGACACACUGUCAUUUCUACGAGCGGAGUAUGAGCAAAAAAUCACUGCACUUGAUGAUCGUUUACGACAGGUAAUGGCUGAAAAUGUUGAAUAUGAAAAAGACAUGGAAGCUCUUAAAGAGCAGUUGGAGGAUGUUUUGUUAGAGAAAGCAAGUACGGAACAGAAGUUAAGUGAAAUGAAAACAAAUUAUGAAAAUAAAUUAAAAGAUAUUGAGUUGUCGUCUCGGACUAGUGAUAUUGAUAAGGUACGGCAGGAGUAUGCCAAGGAGUAUGAUGAAAAUGUGUCACAAAUUCGACGAGAAUUUGAAGAAAAAAUGGAUUUACUAAGACUUGAGUUACAAGAGAGUUUCGAAACUGAAAAAGAUGAUCUUGUCAAGGAGCAUAGAAAGAAGAUGAACGAUAUUGAGGAGAAGUACGAAAACUUAAUUGAAAGUGUAAGAAGUGGAGAUGCUCCUGAAGUCGCAGAUAUUGUCCGUGACAGAAUUGACACAGAACUGGAGAUGGCUAAGACGCUGAUGCAACAGGAAUUUGACGAAACAAUUGAGGCUGAACAGGCUCGAAUGAUGGAACAGCAACAACAAGAAUUGGAUGAUUUACAAUCGCAACAUGAAAGCGAUAUCGCUGAGUGUCGAAAAACACUUCAGGAUCAAUUUGAGACUCGCCUCCAAGAAUUAGAACAACUUCACGUUGAAGAGAUGUCUAAACUGCAACAAGAACUUGCCAAUUUAUCCAUGGAAUCUAUGCCUCAGGAGUCUGACUCGAAGCAGGAUACAUCUAAUCUGCCUAAUGUAGAUGAAAACCAUGCAGAAUUGGUAGCACAAAUAACGGAGAGCUUAAACGAGAAACACAAGAAGGAUCUAGCAACUCUCGAGUCUCAUUAUGAUGCCAAAAUCAAGGACCUGGAAGAUAGAUAUUCUGGGGAGAUAAGCCAGUUGAUGUCUCGUCUUGAAAGUCAUUUGACAAUAAACACAGGGACGAUGGAACUAGCUGGAGUUGUGUCCCCUGUCCACUCUGUACCACGGUUGUCAUUAGACAAAUUGGAUCAGAAGGGGGGUAUGGAAGGACAAGGCACUUCCAGUGAUGACCAGUCUUCAGUUCCCACCCGUAGCACUCCACGUGACCUCGACAGUGAGAGGUCAGUUGACAGGUCAGAAACCAUGGAGACACUCCUACCGCCAGCACAGAUUAGCCCAACCUCAGAGGCGCUCAGUGAUCGCGACCAUGACAGCCUCAAGUCUGAGGAAUUGAUGAUGAGGUUUGACAGUGAGUCCGAAGAUAAUGGGAUGGAGGAGCGACCAGGAGCCAGACUUGGUCAUGUCCCAUCAGACCAAGGCGACUUCAGCUCUGAGGACGAAAUUAUCAGCUCCCCAAGUCAGACCACAGCACCAUUUGAAGUGGAGUUUAUUAUUCCAAAUCAAACCUCAGUCCAGAGCAUGUUACCUGGGCAGGCAACACCUUCAGAAGAGGAGUCAAAAGAACUGCAAAUGGAGGAAAAAGAGCAGGAUGAAAGUGAGGCUGAUCGUAGUGCCAGUCCCGCAGAUAUUUUGUUACAGACCCAGUCAUUGGCUGGAUUUACUUUGCCUGCAUCAACUAUUGGAUCUUCAACAGGAUCACGCUCAGCCGACUUCCAGGAAACAUUGUUGAUGGAAGUGAAGGAAAAGGAUGAAAAAAUCAAACAGUUGGAGGCAGAGAUCCAGGCUUUGAAUGGACAGCUGAAGAAACAAACAGAGGAAGAGAACCUGAUUCUACUACGACGUGAAAGAGAGGCUCAAGAGGAUCAGAACCUAGAAGAACUUCUCCGACAGGAUGUAUCCCGUGUGAAUAAAGAAAGGGACGCAAUACAACAGACAAACGAACACCUGCUUCAGCUGCUGUCGGAUGCAGUCAAGACAUUUAUGAGUGUUGAAGAGGUCAUUGGCAAGAAGCUGUCGAAGAUUGUAGUGGACACUGGUGACCAAUCAGGCCAAUCUGGUGUCAAGUCUCCCCGGUCAGCCGAACAAAGUCAAGGAAGCCCGGAAGGAGCUGAGGGAGGAGAGUUCCAUGACAGUGGCGAUGUUCCACAGGAAACUUCUAUUCUGUCCAAUGACGAGGGACUAGAUCUGUCACAACGACUGUGUGAGAGUAUCUUCCUGGACUCAGAAGGGGAGGAGCUUCUCACAGAUGCCAGUCAGAGACUCCAGGGGUCAGUGACCCGUCUCCUCGAUAUGAUUGAGGACACCACCCACCAACUGACAGAUGCACGCCGCACCCAGCAUGAUCUUGUCUCGACCUUGUCGUCAGGACAACAGGAAUCACAGUCACUCGAGUCACGAUGCCAAGAGAUGGAGGAUCGACUUAGGGAACAGGUUGAGGCAAAAGAAUUCCUUGCCCUAGAACUACACAAAGCUGAAGGAUUAAUUGAGGGCUACAGUGCCGAACGUGAGAUGUUGGAACUGCGGAUACAGGAUCUUGAGGAACAGAAAGAGGCUCUUGUCCUUGAACUUGAAACAACACGAAACAAACUUGGCGACCUUGAGACUGUUCAUCACGAAGCCACGUCAUUGCGAGCAGAAAUCCAAAGGCAGCAUAAUCUGGUCCAGGAGAACGCUGGCGAGGAAGCACAAGCAUUGAUGCUGGAGGUACAUCGAGUAAAUGAAGAAAAGCGAGAUCUAGCCCAAAAACUACGUGAAUUACAAGAAAAUUAUGAUCAUCGUGUGCGUGAACUUGAAAAUGCUGGUGAGGAAACAGAACGUCAUUAUGUGGCCUUACUUGAGGAGAAGAAGGCUGAAAUGAAUGACCUUCGGCUCCAGCUAGAUGCAUCGGAGAAACAAAAUAAGGCAAAUCGUCAGUUUAUGGAGGAAGAAGCUGUGGAAAGGGAGAAAGAGAGAGAAGAAUAUCAAAGAGAAAUAGCGUCAUGGAAGCAGAAAAUUCUGGAUAGUCAGAAGGAGAAAAAGGUAGAGACAAGACUACAACGACAGGUGGAUGACUUAACAGAGCAGUUACAAAGUCAGUUGGACCGUGAUAGCGAGUUUGAGGAGCAGACAGCCCAACUCCAGCGUGAUCUCCAUGACAAACAGAUGAGUGCGGAGGAUAUGAGAGCCCUUGUCCUGGAGCAGGAGAAAGAUUUGGAGGAACGGAGUCGGAUGGAAGAUAUUUUGAGACAGAAACUGAGGGAUAUGGAAGAGGAGUUAUCCAAACAGCACCGAGUGAACACUGAACUGUCAGAUAUAAUCAAGCUCCCACCCAACAUUGAGUCAGACGAAGAAGAGACUGAAGAUGGAAACGGAGGACGUACAACAAACACUAGACAUCGGCGCCUUUUACCAUCACAACUGUCACUUCAACAAGAGGAGGAAUUGUUACAUGAAAAGGAGGCCUUACAGCGACGGGUAGAGCAGCUCCUGAAACAGAUCUCAGCCCUGGAGAAUAAGCUUGACACAAUGAGGCACCGCGGCAGUCUGGAUGAUGACAGCCAAACCGCUUCUCUUCAGAGACAGUUGGAAAGGCAGACAGAAAUAGUGGAGAGUCGUGAUAAACAGGUGGUUAUCAUUGAUAUCAGGGAUCAGUUGGAAGAACAAAAAGAACAGAUUGAGGAUUUAGCUGGUCAGCUUGUCAAUAAAGAACGCCUCAUACAACAGUUGACUGAACAUAUUGAGUCAACCGAGCAGCCAGAAGUCAAGAGCCAGCCUGAUCGUGACACAGUCAUUGAGAAGCUACAGGAUGAGAACAUGGAAAUGACAACGAAGAUCAAAUCACUACAGAAUAAAAUAGCCUCAACACCGAUGCCUGUCCUGAAUCAGAGUCUGAUUAUGGAGAAAAACCAAGAAAUAGACCAUCUUAAUAACCAGAUUGAACAACUCAACUAUGAGAUCGAACGUCUUCGUUCUGGACAGGAAAUAGCCAGAUUGCAGGCAGAGGUUGAUAGACAACAAGCAGAGUUAGAACAAUCCAAGACUGACAUGCAGUUCCUGAGAGCUUCACAAGCUUCUACCUUCUCUGGAGAUGGAUCUGAUGUUGAGGUUCCAGGAGUUACCGAUUCCUUCAGCGAAAAGACCAACCUUCAGCAAGAGAUACAGGACUCUCUUAAGCAUGAGGAGGAGGCAGAGGAGAUCCGUACAGAGCUACACAAAUCCAGGUCGGAGUUGGAGAAGAGGAAUGAAGAGUUUGGAAGACUUGGACAAGAAUUUGAAUCUCAAUUUAAAGCUGAUCAGACUAGAAUCCAGGAACUGACAGUACAUCUUGAACACCAACAAACUGAAAUUUCAGAUCUUAAAGAAAGACUUACAAAGAAAGAGGCGCUUCAGGCAAAGGCUGACCCAAGCAGUCCUUUGGACCAUGCACAGCUGAAGGAUAUUGUCCAGGAAAAGGAGAGUCAGAUUGAACAAAUGACCAUUCAGAUUGAAUCACUGAAUGCAGAAGUGGAAAGUCUGAAUGAUUUCCAGACAAAGUUAGCUGAAGAUUUUGACCUGGUACAGUCAAUGCUGGAGGAAAAAGAGAGAGAUAUUGACCUGCUCACCAAGGAACUCACAGAGAAAUCUGCAGAAAGUCCAAGUGCCCUUACUGCCCUUGAAUUAGAGAUAUCUAAACUUCAGAGAGAGUUGAAGGAACGUGAUAAUGUGAUUGAUGAGAAAGCAGAGGAGAUGUAUCUGCUGAAUGAGAAAAUUGAACAGCAGGAGGUGAUGUUAACAGAUUUGAAGACCCAGUCGGAAGAAGUGUCCAGUAGAAAGACUCCUGAAGAAGUCCAGGAACUCCUGAAGGAGAAAGAGGGUGUCAUUCAGGACAAAGAUCAGGAAAUUGUUAAACUACAAGACCAACUUGAUGCUGUCAAUGAACAUCUGAAGAUUGCUGAAAAUCUACAGAGGAAGCUGGAGGAAGCUGGAUUGGUAGGUCCGGAUAUUCUUAUGAAGGAAAAGGAUACCGAGAUCCAGAAACUGAAAGACCAGGUAGUAGACUUGAAAGAAAAGCUUAAAGCUGUGAUUGGAGAUGAAGGUUUAGAGAUCAUACAGGGGAAACAGGAAGAGCUUAUAGAGCAGAUCAAAGAGCUUGAGGCUUCCAGACUGAAAAAUGAGACUCAAAUUUCUCUUCAGAAGGAAGAGAUUGUGGAGCUGAGGAAUGAACUUGAAGCUACAACAAAGAGGAAGAACGAUGAAGUUGUAAAACACAAGGAAGAGAUCGAAGAGCUUAAGAAAGAGCUUAGUUCUCAGUCAAGUGAGACAGAAGUGACUGAGCUGCGAAUGGAGAUAGCAGGGCUCGAAGAUAAACUGCAAGGAUUUGAAGGACAGGAUGUGACAGAGUUAAGAAGGGAGAUAACUCAACUGAAUGAGGAGACAACAACUAAGGAUGGGGUAAUACAGAGACUGCAAGAGGAAGUGACAAGUCUGAGGCAGGAAGACACUGCUGAUACUGAAUCUGAACUUGAAAGUCUUCGUGAGGAAGUUGUCCAACUCAAACAGGAUCUCCAUGAUGCAAGGACUACUGAGCCUAGAAUACGUCAGACAGAGGCAGAAGGAGCAACUAUGGAAUUACCUACUCAACAGAGCCAGCAGAAUAUAACAGCUGAGAGUGUAAGCACAGUCUCUCAGGGCAAAUUGGUUGGAUUGGUGCCCCAAACAAGUAUGUCGGAGACUGAGCCUCGUGAGGUGACAGAAGAGCAGAUUCUUCCAGAGAUUUCAGAGAGAAUCCGUAGUCCUCCCUCAGGUAGAGACUCUGAGGAGACAAUUGAGGCCCUGGAAAGUAAAGUCCGGAGUCUGGAGAAGGAAGUGGAGACAACCCAGGCUUUAAAAGAAAAAGUUCAAGGUCUAGAAGAAGUAGUUAAGACUACCAAGGGCCUGGAAGAAAAAGUUCGCAGUCUAGAAAAAGAAGCUGAGACAAGCCAGACCUUGAAGGAGGAAGUCAGCAAAUUGGAAAAGAAAAUUGCUAACUACAAAAGUCAAGAGGAGAAAUUGCAGGGUUCAGCAAGUAUAUCAUCAAAUGAAAAAUCUGAGGAUUUUGAGAUAAAGAUUAAAGAACUGGAGGAGGAGCUUGAUAAGUACAGAGGAUUAGAGGUGAGUCAAGUUGUGGAGGAUCUGAAAGAAAAGGAUGAAGAGAUCUCCAUUUUACGGGAGGCUUUGAAUGCAAUGAAAAGUGGGGAGGAGGACCUCAACAACCUCUUACGGGAGAAAGACGACAGCCUCAUGGAGAUGGAGGGCAAGCUUGAAGGCAUGCGAACUGAUGGAGAAGUGUCAGAGGGUGACAAGCUUCUACAGGACAAAAUGCAUGAUGUUACAGCCCACCUUGCAGCCAAGGAAAGCGAGUACAAGACACUUCAGGAUGAAUAUCUCCAGGCCACAGCACAGCUUUCUGAUGCUAUCACCACACUGCAACAAAAGGAAGAGAAACUGUCACAGACUUCCGCACAACUGUCAGAGCGCGAGGAACAGCUUCAUUCCCUCCAGGGCGAGCUUCAGCUUCUGCAACAAGAGAGUGACGAAAAUCACAUACAGGAGCUGAAGUCUGAACUACAGGAAGUGAAGCGUGACAUGUCUCUCCUCCAGACAGAGAAAGAGGCAGAAUUUGAGGACAUGAAAGAGAAGCUAACACAAGCAGUGGAAUUUAGUGAGGCACAGCUACAACUGGUCGAAGAGAAGGAGGAAGAUUAUGUGAAACUGAAGCUGGAGAUGCAAGAAGCCAAUGUUAACUAUGACAGAGCCGUCAGGGAUCUGCAACAACAGCUGGAAAGGUCUGAGGCUGAGAGGGAGGAUGAAGUUACUAGUGUGAAAAACACUGCCAACAUGGCCCAUGCUCAGCAGCAGAAGGUCAUCUCCGACUUACAGAACCAGAUUCAGCAGCUGAAGGCUGUGACCGAGUCCUCUGUUGGAGCAGGAGAUGCUGUAGCUACUGUCACCAGUCUACAGACAGAAAUCAGGGAAAAGAAUGAAGCAGUUGAAGUCCUUGAGAAAGAGUUAGAAAAGUCAAAACUAGCUGUGGAAGAGAAAGCUGAAGAGCUCGAAAAAAUUCUUGAGGAGCUUCAGAGAGUUCGUACAUCACAGGUAAGAAAUGAAGAAGAGCUUGAGGCAAAGGCUCAGGAACUUGACUUAGUUUAUGCUGAUUUACAUAACAGCAAGCAAAGUCUAAAGACCACAGUUGAUGAGCUUGAGAGGAAAGCUCAGGAGCUAGAGACAAGAGCUCAGGAGGUAGCCAAGCUCAGAGGUGAGCUUGAUCAGUCAUCUGGGAUCGGACUUGACCUAGAUAUAGAUGUCAUACCGGAAGUGGCACAGAAACGAAUCAGUAGCCUUCAAAUGGAGCUCAACAUGUCCAAGGCCGCCUUGCUGGAGCUUCAACAGCAAGACACAUCAAAGCCACAAGAUGUCAGCCAGGUGCAGAGUGUUGAUGGAGAACAGAGGGAGCCACCUGUCCUUCGUCUCCGUAGUGACAGCCAGGAAAGUGAGGAAGAUUUUUCAACAUUAGAUACUGCAACACUGCGACUAAAGAUGGUGGAACUCACGCAGGAACUUAAGCAGACAUCAUCAGAGCUGGAACUCUUCCGAUCUUCUGCAUCACUCACAGCGAAAGAUUAUGUCAGGAAAGUGAUGGAGCUGAGAGAGGAGCUUUCUCAUCAGCACCAGCGACACAUACACGACAUUCAGGAGCGUGCACAUCACGAGAAAGACACCACACUCAUGCAGCUUCGCAUUCGUUACGAUGAUGAGAUUGAGCAUCUGCAUGUACUACAGAAAAAGGAACUGGAGAAAAAGGUGGGAGAAGUCAAGCGUGACUUGGAUAAACAGCAUAAAGCGGAAAUCAACCGAUUAGUGGCACGACACAAACAGGAAAUGGACCUGGCCAAAGUCCAGGAACCUGUCCUAGCACAUGAUCACUCUACCAUGGAACAUGUGGAGAGAUUGCAAGCAGAGAUCUCUUUAUCGGAAAAGUUAGACAAUCGUUUACGACAGUCAUUGUCUGACACUGCCCAAGGUCAAGGUCAAGCAGACACCGGUGAUGCUGGCAGUAUUGCUGCUUCCACAGCAACUGACCUUUCUUUCAAUGAAAACGUACCAGCACGCCUUCAGAAUUUGAUGGAACGCCUCCACAAAGAAAACGUCCAGUUACUGAGUAUGUCUGAGCUACAGUUCCUGAAUCGGCAUUUAGGUGCCGAUAAGGUGGACAAGGAAGCAGACAUCACAGCAUUACGGUCCUCCUGGGACAAUGAGAAACAGAGUUUAAUGUCAGCCAUAGGAUCCCUCAAGGACCUUCUUUCUCAGACUCACAAACUACGAGGACUGGACAAGGAUAAUGAGGCAGAGUUAUCAGACUUUUCGGCUGAGAUCACAGACUGGCGCGGUGAACUAUUACAGUCUGUUGGUUAUGUAUUUGCCAAGGAACGUGAAACAUUACUGGCAGAACUCCGCACACAUGUGAUGUCACACCCAAACACCGAUCUCACUGAGAUUCAUAAACUUGAAAAGAAGAUCAGAAACUCGGAGAGUCACCAGCGAUCAGCUUUAGACCAGAUCUUCCAUGCAGAUCGCCAGUCACUGCUAGCAGAGGUACGAGACUUACGGGCACAUAUAAACAUCUGUCAGAUACGCAGUCAGGAGGAGCGAGAAAGAUUAUCGGACCAACUCAAUGAGAUUGAGGACCAAGGCAAUAAACAGGAACGACAACUCAAACGACAGGUCAAACUCCUGGAGUACAAGCUCCAACAAGAGAAGAUUCUACAGGAUGAUAUACGCACUAGUCUGGAAAGCGAACGAGAACGCACUACUGAAUUAUCCAGCUCUCUCAGUCGUGAAAAGAUGAGUAACCUUGACCAUCAGACAGAUGUGGCAAAUCUAAAUCUUCAAGUCACCAAACUCAAGGAGAGUUUAGAACGAGAACAGAGUCGUUUCGUCUCUGUAACUCAAAAACAAGUGGGUGGUAUUUACAACGAUAUUUUUGCUUUGGGGGGUGCCCUGGAGGAGGAGAAGGGAAAAUGCCACACUCUUGGGGAGAGGUUAGAAGCUGAGAAGUACAAAGUUCGCGACCUUAAGAAUGACCUUGAAGAUGCUAAGGUCAGGUCAGAGGUCAGGGAUAAAAUCAACAGCACCAUUGAGAAAUUGGAAUCAGACCUGAUGACAGAGCGUGACCUGAGAAUAAAGAUGGAGAAUUCUCAUGAAUUAGACAGAGUGAAGAUCAAUGCCCUUCAACAGGAUCUCAAUACAGAACGCAAAAACUUGCAAAUGUUUGAGGCAGAAUAUGAAACAAAAGUGACAGAAUUAAAAACAGCUCUAGAGCUAGAGAAAAUCCGUGCUGCUGAUUUAGUCAGUGCACUUGAGAAGGAACAGACUGCCUGCCAUAAUCUGAGACAGAGUUUGUAUGAACAACAAAAUUCUGCAGAAAAAUCAGACAACAAAGGUAUUGUGGAAGACCUCCAGGUUGCCUUGAAAACAGAAAAGGCUUUGGUGAUGGAUUUACGUGGCGCACUCGAACAUGAUAAACAUCGCAUGGCUGGGAUGGUUGCUGCUGUGAAAUCGGAACGAACGGCAAUGCAGGAUGAACUUCAACAAGAAAGGGAGACAACUCGCCAGAUAAAACAUGACAUUGAUACCCUACAGCUUCAGAAUCUGGAGUUCACUCGCAUGUUCGAACGCGAGCGGGAACAGGUAUCACGCCUGAAAGCUGAGCGGGAACAACUACGGUCAGAAGUAAAAGCCAUCCAGGAUGCAGAUAAUGAACGGGAGCGACUUCGGGACACAGAGAAACUGUCAGAAAGACGACGGCUAAGACAAGUGGAGCGAGAGAGGGAUGAUCAUAAAAUGAAACUGCAUGAGCAGACAUUGGAAGCACAGAGACUAACACAGAAGGUGCUGGACCUACAGGACCAACUGGCUCAGAGCCGGGAGAAGGAAUUGGAUGCUAUCCGUGACCUGGAGCAGGAACGCUUGUCAACCAUUCAAUCUCAGUUCUAUGACGGGUUCCAGCACAAUGGCUCCCCGCGAGGGACACCAAACACAAAUCAUGAUCAGUGGAACGUUUACAAGGCUCAACUCCAGAGUUUAAGUCAGAGUCUACAGUACCUUAUCCUACAGUACCGGGACAGUCUGGACCGCAGCUCAAAAUCGGAUGGAAGCAGGGAAAUGCAACAUGCACUUAGUGACCUUCUCAGUGAACUGAAGCAACUACAGAUGCCACUAGAGUUUGAGUCACAGAAUGAGUCUAACCUCUUGGCACGACCAAAUCCUUCUGUAAUCAACGAACGAGUACUUCGUCAUAAUGCCGAUCUUACCAGUUUUGUGACACGUCUGACUGAGGAGAAGAUGGAUCUACGCAACUCUCUUGGACAAAUGGAAGAACAGCUGUGGCACCAACAACAAAGGGGGACAACUCACCAGAAUGGAAAUACAACUGACGGUGCUACUAACCAGUUCGAGGAACGUGCAAACUGGGCCAAAGAGAGGCUGUCCCUCCAACUGACACUUAAUGAUGCUGAACAACGCAUUGACCAGCUUACAGCUAAUCUGAGAAUGGAGCGUGACCGACGGUCAGUGAUGGGCAGCAGUGGUUCUGAGUCUGACAGAGAGAAGAUCCAGAGACUUUAUGGUAAAUAUCUGCGAGCCGAAAGUUUCCGGAAGGCAUUGGUAUACCAAAAGAAGUACUUGCUGUUACUGCUUGGCGGAUUCCAGGAUUGUGAAGAAACAACUCUUGCCAUGCUUGCCCAAAUGGGCGCAUAUCCCUCUCCCGAGGACGUGAAUCAACAUCAACACCGACGACGUCCCUACAACAUCUUUAGAAGUGCGGCAAGAGUCAUUGUUGCUGUUACUAGGAUGAAGUACCUGGUGAAGAAAUGGCGACGGGCCACAAGAGUCGGCUCUCCUGUAGUGGGUGGAUCUGUCAACACUCAACAAGCCUACAUGCCAACUGAUGGUAGUUUUUCACCCCCAAGACUAACUAGUGGGCGGAAUUUCUCUCCUCCUAGGAUCAAUGGGUCGCCUCCAUAUAACUCAAACACAUCAAUGACACGCCCAUCCCAAGUCACAUUUUCAGCAUCCUUACCUCCAGGAGACUCUGACUCAAACUCUCCAUCCUCCUAUCAGCCCAUAGCAUCUCGCCCUUCUGCCGCAGUAGGAUCAACUCCCCCUACAAAGGAAUAUAGUCUGACAAGACAUGUCGCCUCCCGUGACUCCAAAUCUGGUGCUAGAAGAAAACUUUUAUCUUUAUCUCAUCAAACUAAACCAAGUUCACACAGUUCUGAAAGUUCCCAUGGAAAUCAAGGUGCCACAUCACGACAGUCUGAACAGCCUAAAGAAGCUCUCCAUGACGACUACAUUAAGCGUUUAGAGAGUCUACAAAAAACACUCAGCAAUAUGAGUAGCUCAUCAGGUACGCCACGCCGGGGAUCCUCGAUGCAUUAUCACUAAUGUCAUUUUUGUCGUAUGACAGACGUAUGACAUGAUCAGAAGUGCUUGUUAUACCAAUAAUUAUGACCUAUAAAUGUAUAUUACUGGCACCAUAUUAUAACAAGGGUUCUGUGAUCCUUGGCAUUCAAGCAAAGUCUGCUUGAAAUGAAGCUUGACUUGUGAAAUUUUUUUCAGCAAUUGUCAUGAAGUUAACAUCUUUGAUUCACUCUUUCAGAAAGUUCAGAACAUAUUUUUUGGCUAUGUACAUACAUCAGAUAUCUUAUAUAGCAAACCGUGUUAUACAAAGAACUACCUAUAUAUCUGCAGAUUGUUUAUGUCAAAAUUCAUCUCUUAUGCUAUUUUUGUAUGUUAUACUCAGAAUCUUGGUCAUUUAAGUGACACCGUUGGCUACAUUGUAAGCAUCAAUAAGUGUGUACCAACUCUGUAGAUUGAAGACAAAUAAUUAGUUCAUUAAAGAUUGACAACUGAGUGCAGAUAUUUUGUAUCAGAUAAUAUAUGUUUUUGUUUUGUGUAUUUUCAGGUUGAGCUAUAAGAUACUGGGUAAUACUUAUAUAGACUGUACUGACUAAACUGUGUAUAAUACUAACCCUACCACUGUUUGGUGUUUUAGAUAACGAAUCCGACCUAUGGUAGAAUACAGGUAAAGCGUUCGGUGAUUUCGGGUAUAUCUUCUCUACAUCCCAAUACACACCCAUAUAAAGGCAAUAUUCCAUACACUUUACUAUUCAUUUCUUAUGGGACCAGUGCUGGAGACGAUUUCUUUUGGUUUCAGGUCAAUGUCGUGUAAAAUACAUAAAUUUCCAUCAUUUUACGUUUUCUUUUCAAGUAUUCUGGAAGCAAAUUCUUUGUUGUAUAGUUUAAUUUGAUAAGAUAGUAUUGAAGGUAAUUCCAUGUUAUCAUUACUAUCCUUAAAACACAUCUUCUUUGUAUUGUACAUCAUAACAAUGUGAAUGCCACAGGUACAUCAUGUGGAUAUUUGGUUGAAUAUCAGAAAUAUUUUCCAUGUUGCCUUUGAAAAUUACUUUAUUAGCCAAUUUUUCUCCAAAACUGAUCUUCCCUGAUCCUUAUAUACAAGUAGACUACUGGUGAAAGCUGGGUUUUUUUUUUUUUUUUUUUUGGUUCACUUUUUAUCUAGGUACAUGCAUUAUUGGGUUUUAGGUAAAAGAAAAAAUGUCUGUACAGUGGAAAUAUUGGCUGUAUAUAACAACCUAUACUGGUGAUGGCUGGAACUGAAAUAUAUAAUCAAAAAAAUAUCAAAAAAUAGCACAGAUACAAUAUUUACUAUUAGCCUACACUUUUUAUCUGGUCUGGUAUAUUGUUAAGGAAUAUGAACUUUUACAUGAAAAAUGGUGAAGAUUAAUACUUUUUAUAAUUAUUAACUUGCCUUUCUUCAUUUUUGGUGGAGGGGAAGGGGGUUGAUAAUGCACAGUUUUAGUCUGUCAAUGAGAAAACGCUGAACUUAUUACCAGAAGUUACACACAACUGAUAUGGCUAUUUCUGUGGGUGUGAUCAUGAUUAUAACUUUAUGUAGUUGAUACAAGGACUUAACAGCCUUGCUUAUAAACAUGUCAGCCAUAAGAUUGAAACAGGGUCUUACAAUAUCUUACAAGAUAAAUAUUUCAAGAUAAAGUAAAGAUGGAUGUUAUACUGAUGAUUAUGUCUGCAAAACAGGUUUAAGAUAUCACUACAACAUCUGAAGAUAUUACACAUACGCCAGUCACUGAUUUUAUAAAAUUUGUAGAUUUUUAUCUAAAAAUGUUAGAAUUCUUAUUGAAAAAUCACAUUUAACACCCUUUGUUACUAAGUAUGUCUUCAGAGAACUGUUUUAUUUAAUGAUAAGAUCAAAUGAAACUGCAUUUAUUUUAUAAUUUUGAACACACCCACUAGAGACGAUCAAAGUUUAGCUUUGAAAAAGAGCCGGUUUAACAAGCUUCGCUUCUAUCCGACUAUUGUGGCUGUCUUGCACAUUGUGGAUUUGGCUAAUAAUGAUGUAGUUAACCUGUGUGCUUCAUAUCACUAGAUACAGUGCAUGUUUGGUUUGUGGUAGAUAUUAGUAAAAAUGAUGGUUUGUUCUGUAAGUCAGUGUGAACCAGCUAAAUGGACAAAUCUAACAUUCGUGAAAUCUCAAGUCGACCAUCUCGGAUGAAAACGCAAACCUGCUGACCUUGACCAGUGUGUUGUGGUAUUAUGGGAUGUAACGGAGGAUAACGAGUGGAAAAAAUAUGCCAAACAAGUCUACAGUGCCAUGAUUAUAAACCUGUAUAAAUGAUAUAAACAGUAUGUUUGGUAUCUCGAUGUUUGAUUCAGAAUUAUAUAUAUAUUCAUCAAGGACAGAAGUCAAAUUACACUGACCAUUUUAAGUGCAGAGGCAGAUAUUGUUAAGAAAUUCAAUACUCAGGUAUAAGCAUAUCAUCUGUGGCGUCUCUCCUAGCAGAGCUGUCAGGGAAAGAAGUAUAGAUGUAUAAGGUGCCAUGUUUAUCCUGUCAUAAGCCUUGGGGUCCAACAUUGGACUCAAAAGUAUAGAAAUAGGCAUAUUGCCAAGCUAAUGCGUAACCUGUGAAGGAAGGGGACGGACAUACACAGCAAUUCUACACAUGUAUUCUACUGAAACUGAGAUAUAUGGAUGGGCUGAUAACCAGAUACAGGCUUACUGUUGGAUAAACAUGUGGAAUAUGUAUUGAAAUAUUAUAACGUUUCAAAAUGUUGGUGUGGGACCAAAAGCAAAUGACAUUAACAUUUCUGUAAAGAAAAAGAUUCACGGUUCAUUAAAUUUGUCUGAAGAGCAUCUCAAUUCAUCAUCCCAUGAAAUCGACUCAAGCAAGAUUCAAUGCUUAAAUGGUUGACAUUUCCGUAAAGAAGACCAUGUUAGUCAGUUAUACAGAUUUAUACCAGAAAUGAUAUUAUCAUUAAAAGCUUUUUAUUGAAAUAUUUUGCUACUUCAACAUUUAAAAGGAAGCUAUGGUUGUAAUAUCCAUGAGUAUGUAUCCACAGCCUGAGAUAUAUAUAACAGCCCAUACAUAUUUUAGAGUGAAUCUCCUUAUCCUCUAUAUUCUAGGACAAGACAGGUGGUCUUUGGUACAAUUUAUUAUUGUGUAGGCACAGUGUAAACAUUGGGAGAACAGAACAUAUAUUUCAUUUUUCUUUUUCUCAUCAGAAAUGGAAAGAAGUUGUUUGCAACAUAUCAAUAUUAUAAAUUCAUGAUAACAGUUAAAAAGAAAUCAGUUUUUUCGACACAAAAAUUGCAACACAGCAUCACACUUAGGUGAAUAUGAGAGUGUGUUGGUUCUGGGAUAUUUGUCUGUGAUGACUGUACACUAGUCAGAAAUACACGAGGACAUUUACUCAGUGAUAUGUUACCUAGCAAUGGAUCCUUGUUAAUCUCGACACUUUGAGAAAUAUUAACUUUCUGUGAAUAUUACUGUUUAAAUUAACAAGGUUCUGUUUAAUUAUUGCUUAUUAAAUUAUUAUGAAUUGUUUACAUAUAUGCAUUUAUCCACAUCAUUGCCAUAGUAAGGAUAUUAUGUUAUAAGGUUAUGUGCUGAAAUAGUUGCCUUGUAGUAUACAACUGAAAUAUUGUUUUAUAUUAGAAAUGUACAAUAUUACUGUCUCACUAGUUUGUUGAAACAUGUGCUUGUUAAAAUGUCUUGUAGUAAGGCUGUUUGAUGAAAAUUAAGGGACCAGCAUGGGUUUGAAUUUGAUUAACAUUUCGUAAUGAUUUUCAGUGUGAAACUUAAAAGUUUGAACUUACUGCUAAGUUACAACAUGUAUUCACAAUUUCUGAGGAUACAGUUAAUCAUGAAUAAUAUUACUGGACCUGAGUAUUCAGCGAGUGACUGAAAUUCCAUUUUGACAUGUAAGUUUGAAGAUGUACUAUCUUUUGGAAAUAUUGCAUCAUUUCUCUGUUCUCAUAUAGGAAUGAUUGCCAAUGUCACAUUUCGAUAUUUUAUGGACAAAUUGUUUUGUUAUUUUCUUACGCAAUUUUUUUAUUUUAAGUUUGCUAAACUGUGAAAUCCACAUUUGAUAUUCAUCUGCUAUAUACAAUAUGCAUUUUUGCUGUUUGUGAUAGCUGGAAUAACAAGUAUUAGAAUACCAUGUAGAUAUGUAUUUUAUAAAUUGGGUAAUUGUGACUUGAAUGCCGUAAUGCUUCUUAUUGGUAGCUUUUACAUGGUUAGCCUUAAAUCAUACGAUAUGAUCGUGUAUCUUAAUCUUCGAUAAUCGACAUUAUUAACGGUAUGCUUAUUGCAAAGGUUAAUGUUUCAUUUAAGAAAUAUUCAAACCAAUUAAAAUAAAAUCAUGCAUGACAAAUGUUUGAUUUUUCAACCUUUAAUUAAGAUUAUUCUGAUUAAAAUUUUUUAAAUGAUGUCACCAUGGUUUUUUGUGUUCAAAUCAUUGGAAUAUUUACCAUAAUUGAUUUGAACAAGUAUAUGCAAUGAUAUAUCUGUGUGUAUGUAAGUAUGUAAAUAUGUUAAUAUAAGUAGACUGAGGGAUGGAUGAGUCAACCAUUUCAUUUAUUCAUGUUCUUUAAAGUAAAUAUGUUAUUAUUCCUAAUAAAAGGGAACAAUUCAGAAUAUAAAAUAAAUUAUUUUGAUAUCAAAA
Ylistrum balloti is the source of this 18306-nucleotide messenger RNA. Its product is annotated as A-kinase anchor protein 9-like. Gene Ontology annotation, biological process: signal transduction. The transcript has 58 exons. Gene Ontology annotation, molecular function: molecular adaptor activity. The record is from RefSeq and is a predicted model, not a curated record. Lineage: Eukaryota; Metazoa; Mollusca; Bivalvia; Pectinida; Pectinidae. The coding region runs from base 1 to 13710 and encodes 4569 amino acids.